GGGUUUCCUUCCCAGUGAAUCAAGGGCUUUCCACCCUCCACACUGAGUACAAGGUACCAUGCGCAUUGACUGACUCCCCAGCCGGAUCCAAGACCUGCAUAUUGUCAUCUAUUCCGUAUCAUUCCCUGAUAGCUGAGAAGGAGAGAGUCGGGGCUGGAUUCUCAGGAUGUGUUAGUGGUGUCAUGACUGACACGGUGAUGAGCAGCAGCUCAGAUCGUUGGUCGUCCAAUAACAGACAGAGAACCAUGCACGCUAGUGAUAAAGAGCAGGGCAAUUGGACCAUGCAGCCAGGUCCUGGUCCUGCUGCUCCAGAGCUGACAGAUGAAGAAAAAGAAAUUAUAAACAAUGUGAUCGCCCGAGCGGAGAAAAUGGAGGCCAUGGAGCAAGAGAGGAUUGGACGCUUAAUAAACCGCCUGGAUGACAUGAAGAAGACUGUGUGCGGGGACGGUCUCUCCCGCUGUGUGCUUUGUGGGGAGCAGCUGGGCACACCUGGGGUCAGCUCAGUGGUGUGUGAGGACUGCAAAAAGAACAUGUGUACUAAGUGUGGUACUCAGUGCGGCAGCAAGCCACGUGCUGUGUGGUUAUGCAAGAUCUGCAGAGAACAGCGAGAAGUGUGGAAGAGGUCUGGUGCAUGGUUCUUCAAAGGAUUUCCUAAACAAUUCCUUCCUGCGCCCAUGCCAUUGUCAAAACCGAAAGACCAACGUGUUCUGGAAGCAGCAGAGUCUAAAGGACCCAAGGAGGAAGCUACUCGACCACAUGGUCAGAAUCAGCCUCCUGCUCCUAACAACCAAGUUUCAGGAGUAGAGCCCAAGAGCCGUGCUGGUUACCCACCUGUGGCCCCUAAACCAUCGGCCGUGCGCAUGGCCACAGGUGGCGCUGGCCCUGAGGAAGCAGGACAGGGAAGCCCGGUGGUGAUGAAGAGGAUGGUACCUGUUCAAAGCGCCAGACCGCAGCCAAGUGUAACGCCCUCUUCACAGGUGGGACAAGACGGAGGCACUUACUCUUCUGGUGCAAUCCCUCCAGAGCAGAGAGCGCCUUCUGCUGUACGAGAGGAGAGGAGGCAGCCUGCUGCCUACAGUGCUCCUCCGGCUCGACAUCAACCUCCUCCGGCUGAGGAGGAAGAGGAGGCCAACGACUACGACUCCGAUGAAGCCACCACUCUGGGCUCUCUUGAGUUCAGUCUGAUGUACGAUCAGGAAAGCAACAGCCUCCACUGUAGCAUCCUCAAAGCAAAGGGUUUGAAACCCAUGGAUUCAAAUGGACUGGCAGAUCCUUACGUCAAGCUUCAUCUGCUUCCGGGGGCUAGCAAGUCAACAAAGCUGCGCACAAAAACCUUGAGGAACACCCGCAACCCAGCAUGGAAUGAGACACUUACCUACCAUGGCUUAACAGAUGAAGACAUGCAGCGCAAGACCCUCAGGCUGUCUGUGUGCGAUGAGGACAAGUUUGGCCACAAUGAAUUUAUUGGAGAGACCCGAGUGGCGCUGAAGAAACUAAAGAUGAACCAGAAGAAAAAUUUCAACGUGUGUCUGGAGAGAGUUGUCCCAACAAAGAGAACUGCAACAGCCGGUGGAGCUCGAGGCAUCUCUCUCUACGAAGAUGAGUCUGCAAAAGAUGGCGGAGAGGUUGAGGAACGUGGUCGCAUUCUGGUCUACCUUAUGUAUAGCACCCAACAGAACCGCCUCAUUGUGGGUGUUGUGCGUUGCGUUCAUUUGGCCGCUAUGGAUGCUAAUGGAUACUCAGACCCCUAUGUUAAAAUAGUUCUGAAACCUGACAUGGGGAAGAAGGGCAAGUGCAAAACCCAGAUCAAAAAAAGGACUUUAAACCCAGAGUUUAAUGAGGAAUUCAGUUUUGACAUCAAACACAGUGAACUGGCCAAGAAGACCUUAGACAUCUCAGUGUGGGAUUAUGAUAUUGGCAAGUCCAAUGACUACAUAGGUGGCUGUCAGCUCGGCAUCACUGCCAAAGGAGAAAGGCUAAAACACUGGUAUGAGUGUUUGAAGAACAAGGAUAAGAAGAUUGAGCGCUGGCACACCUUGAUGAAUGAGAAUCACACUGCUAGCGAUUAACUACCUGUAACAAACACAGCAUGAGCUAAAACAUCCCCCUGAUCCCCAUGGUCUGCAUUCACCUCUUAGUGCACCUUUUCUAUACUGCCUUGUUUGUUUUUAUGUCUAAUUUCAUCACGUGACACAGACACUGCUCCCAUGCCUCCUCUAUGUCCUCCCUGCCUUUAAGCCAGUGCUGAUAUUUAAUCCACUAAGGCUAUGUCCACAGAUAAAAAAGAAAACAAAAAAAAAAUCCAGGGUACAAAUCUCAGUCCACACCAAUGGCCUUUAUCCACUGGAAAACUCUUUCAGGCAGACACGCGCAGUUUGCAUGUGGAGGAAAGGUCAAAGCAUGUUGAAAAAGUUUGUGUGGACUUAGCCAGAGAUUUCAUAAAUGUAUCCAAGAUAUGCAUUGACAAACAACCAUAAUGCUACUCGGUGAUGUUAUAAUGUGUUGAGCCUGACACAAUGUUUAUUGAAGAGGUAUUGAACAAGGAAAGCAAUAUGUUAUGGCACUGGAGGUCACAAUCAUUAUUGAGGGUCAUAAAAGCAAAGCGCACAUUCAUCGCAUUGAUUUUUGGUGUGAUGAUGUCGAACCUGACACUUGAACUGUGCGAGCAUGCCACAGACGUGCAAGACGUGCCCACCGUCCUCCUGAACAUAAUGUAUAUAGAAGAAAUGUUUACAUACUGAUACAUUGCUCAGGUUAGGAUAGAAAUAUUAUAUAUAGAUGACUCAUGAGUAUUUGGAUCUCUCAUCAGUUGAUGUUAUUUUGUGAUUAGAGCGCACCAAGUUAAUAUUAGGAGUAUGUGUGUGUGUAUGUAUGUAAGGUAAAUAAGCUGUGAAAUUGAAGUUGAUGGUAAUUGGCACUCUGACAGGUUUUGUAUGUCAGUUUUUACAUUGGAUGCACACAGUUAGCGUUAGCAAAUUAGCCAGGAAGCAGAGCUGUCAUAAGUAUGUGCAGCUUUACCUGCAUGCACUGUGCUCGUGACUCUCAUGUGCCUGCGGCAGUAGUGGCCCACUCUUACCGACACACCAUUUGCACAAUGCAGGGUUAUUCUGCCACUCCCCCAAACCAUUCAUGGCUUUAGCGUGUGUUCAAGGAUCACAGCAAACCAAGGAAAGCACACCUAACAAAGUGGAAUGACCUCAAGCUAUACAGCUGUUUGCAAGUUAUUCCCAAUACAAAAACAAGAAAUUCUAUGCAUGACGUUUAUUGUAGUACAAGCAGUAUACAAAUCUAUAUAUAGAGAUGUACUGUAUACAGUUCCUGUAUAUAUGGUCACAUACAGUAUAUAUACUUUGUGGGAAUUAUGCUUAUUACCAUUGAUGUUUACAUCUCUUUCCUAAUACUUCAUUUACAAGAGGCCAUAUUCUGCAUGACUAUGGCAUAAUUUGAAUAAAUUAAGCGAAGAGAGUCACUGAUUUGAUAAACCUCUAAUCACACAAGCAAGCCUCUAACUGGUAGCAGUAGCAGAUUUAAGAGAAUAAUGUCUUUCUUCACUGUCUUGUCCCUGCACAGCAUCUCUACCCCUUGCGGCAGUGUGUAAGGCACCUGUCAGUAGCAUCUUACACAUUUGCCUAUUUUGUGCUGCUUUGGCCACAGUGGUCAUUACGUGAGAUCGACGCAAAUCAUGUUUGAUUGCUUUAAACAAGCUUCUCUCAGAGCUCAACAGACAGCUACUGAAUCUUCUAUUUCAUUCUGCAAGUCUUUAUCUCUGUUGUUGUAAAUAGAGUAGUGCAUGCACUGGGGACAUGUAUGUUUGCACACAAUGUUGCAUGUAAAGAUUUUGCAGAGAUCAAUAAAAUCAACU
Molecule: messenger RNA, 3862 nt
Organism: Doryrhamphus excisus (bluestripe pipefish)
Lineage: Eukaryota; Metazoa; Chordata; Actinopteri; Syngnathiformes; Syngnathidae
Product: rabphilin-3A-like
Biological process (GO): spontaneous neurotransmitter secretion; exocytosis; regulation of calcium ion-dependent exocytosis
Cellular component (GO): synapse; postsynaptic membrane; extrinsic component of synaptic vesicle membrane
Molecular function (GO): small GTPase binding
Source: RefSeq, a predicted model, not a curated record